AGUGGCCAGCUUGGCGGCGAGGGACGACGACCCCCACGAGCGGUGGACGCGCCCAUCUCCUCCCUCUCCCCUCCUCAUCGCCUCCUCUCCGGCCAUGUCGGUGCCGCCCGCCGGCCACCGCCAGGUGUCGCUGAGGGGGUCGAGCGCGAGGGAGAUCACCCGCGACGCGCUGCUGCAGAAGGUGUCCGAGGAGCGCCAGCUCCGCAGCCACCUCCGCCGCGCCGCCGCCGCCGCCCUCUCCAUCCAGCGAGUUUGGAGAAGGUACUUAGUCGUAAGAAUUGUUUCAGAACAGCUCCAUGAAGAGUGGGAAGUAUUAAUAGACCAGUCUGCCAUUAAUCUGACAAAACAAUGGAUAUCAAGCAUGAUGCUUAGACCAUUUCUUUUCUUCAUUACUCAACCAUCAAGCUGGUAUAAGGGACAACAGGACAAGGCUUUAAACUCAAUUUCUGCAUGCUUCAAAAUCAUCUUGGAUAGCAUAAACUCAAUGGAUGCAAGCAAAAAUUUAUGUUCCUUUGCUGUGGGCACACCAGAAGAGAGGUCUAUUUGGCUUUAUCAGGCAAAAAGGUUGAUUUCACUGUGCUCAUUCAUUCUUGCCAGGUGUGACCAUUCUUGCUGCAAGGAUGGAAAGAUGGUUCAAAUUACGUCCACUGCUAUGAGGUUGGCUGUGUCUUUAACUGAUUGCAGAACGUGGAAAAAAUUUCUAAGUUUGGAUACUAAAGCUGCUGAUGCAUCAGUGGACAAUUUGAUUGACUUUAUUGGUGCAAGCCAGAGUGGUACAUAUAGCUGUCUUAGGAGAUAUAUAACUCAUCUUGGUUCUCUUGGUUCCUUGGACAAGAAAAAUUCUUCAAUCUCCGCAGAUGAUCACUUCCUGGUUACUGCUAGUGCAGUCACUAUUGCACUACGGCCUUUCCAUUCUAUAAGAGCAGGGAGGGGUUCUGAUCUAAAUGGUGCUUCAAAGGAAUACUUUACACUUAUACUCACAAUUCCAGAUCUUUGCAAACGCUUGCCAUCUCUGUUGUUGCCUGCUAUAAAGCACAUCAAUAUACUACAACCAUCCCUAGAUAUUUUACUGAUUUCCAAGGACAAAAUAUUUGAAGAAAUAGCUAAAUUGGAGAAGUCAGAGGUUUCUAGCGGUGGUUCCAGUAUCAUUCCCUACUGUGGCUGGGCUCUUGGAAAUAUUGUUACUUUAGCUACAGAGCAUGAUGAUCUGUCCAAUUUAGGGUGCUUUGUUCAAGGGCUAGAUUGUUGCCUAUAUGUUGAUGCAGUUAACUGUGUUUCCCAAAGCUUACUGAAGUUUUUUGAGGAAAGCAAGGAAGUACUUCAUUGUUUCAGUGAUAGUGCUGAUAGAUCUUUCAUCAAGGAAAAUGAUACCAGUGACAGCUGCAACAGAACACUCUUUAUGGACCUUCUGAAGCCAAUUUACCAGCAGUGGCACCUCAGGAAACUUUUAGCAUUGACAAAGGGAGAUGCUUUGUGCAAGAGGCAAAAUAAUCAUGACCCAGUUACACAGACCCAUUCUCGUAGCCUCAAUUUGCUGGAUGUUGUAUGCUUUUACUAUCACAUGCUCCGAAUUUUCUCUUUACUGAACCCAUCUAUUGGUUCAUUACCUAUUCUCAACAUGCUCUCGUUCACCCCUGGGUUUCUUGUUGAUUUAUGGGGGACAUUAGAAAUAUCUAUUUUUGGACAAGAUAUUCAUAAAUCACAAGAACCGAAAUAUGAUAAAGAAUCGGCUGCAAGUAGUUCAGGUGAACAAGUAUCCUCCAUGAGGCAAAGAAGGAAUUUCAAGGACACAUCAAACAAGUGGUCAAAUGUGUUCCAGAAGAUUACAGGAAAAUCAAACGAUGCAGAGGAUACCAAUUUGGUUGAUAGUUCUUUAAAUUCCGAGCACAGUGUUGAAGCAUUAAUUUUAUGGGAUAUUGAAGCCAUGAGACAAGGAUCUGAGUGUAUUGGAAAGGAUUUAAUGCAAAUGUUGUAUCUGUUUUGUGCUACGUAUGGACACCUAUUGCUUGUGCUAGAUGAUAUUGAGUUCUACGAGAAGCAGGUUCCUUUUACCCUGGAGCAGCAACGGAAGAUUACAUCUUCACUCAAUACAUUUGUAUACAGUACUUACAUUCAGAAUGGUGGAAGCAGCAGCAAACCACUUAUAGAUGUAACUGUGAGAUGUCUUAAUCUAUUAUAUGAAAGGGACAGCAGGCACAAGUUUUGUCCUGUCUCUCUGUGGCUGGCACCUGCUAGGCAUGGCCGAAUUCCAAUUGCAGCAGCUGCAAGAGCCCAUGAGGCAGCAUUUGCUACACUGCCAGGAAAUCACUUUUCUGGAAUUCCUAUCCGGAGCUCUGUACUUACUACAAUACCACAUGUGUAUCCAUUUGAGGAAAGAGUGCAGAUGUUUAGAGAAUUUAUUGAAUUAGACAAAGCAUCCCGAAGAGUUACCGGAGAAGUAUCUGGGCCAGGUCCAGGAUCUAUUGAGAUAGUUAUUCGUCGAGGUCACAUUGUUGAAGAUGGAUAUAGGCAAUUGAACUGUCUUGGAUCAAAACUGAAAUCUUGCAUUCAUGUGUCGUUUGUCAGUGAAUGUGGCCUUCCUGAAGCUGGUUUAGACUAUGGUGGUUUAUCAAAGGAGUUCUUGACAGAUCUGUCUAAAGCUGCCUUCAGUCCAGAAUACGGGCUCUUUUCACAAGCAUCAGCAUCUGAUAGUAGUUUAAUUCCAAGCAAUUCUGCUAAACUUUUGGAUAAUGGCAUUGAUAUGAUUGAAUUUCUUGGCCGAGUUGUUGGCAAAGCGCUUUAUGAAGGAAUUCUAUUGGACUAUUGUUUUUCACCAGUAUUUGUGCAGAAACUUCUAGGGCGCUAUAGUUUUUUGGAUGAACUAUCAACUCUUGAUUCUGAGCUUUAUAGAAGUCUAAUGCAACUCAAGCACUAUGAAGGGGAUGUUGAGGACCUAUGUUUAGAUUUCACUGUGACUGAAGAGUUGGGUGGUAGAAGAAUUGUCCAUGAACUGAGGCCUGGUGGUAAAAAUAUCUCAGUUACAAAUGAAAAUAAACUGCACUAUGUUCACGCUAUAGCAGACUACAAGCUCAAUCGUCAGAUACUGCCUUUUGCAAAUGCAUUCUACAGAGGACUCAGUGAUCUCAUUUCACCAUCUUGGCUGAGCUUGUUUAAUGCAAAUGAAUUUAAUCAGCUACUUUCAGGUGGAUUACAGGAUUUUGACGUCGAUGAUCUGCGGAACAACACCAAGUAUACUGGUGGUUAUACUGAGUCAAGUCGAACCGUCAAACUCUUCUGGGAGGUUAUCAAAGGAUUUAAGCCAACGGAACGUUGCAUGCUACUGAAGUUUGUCACAAGCUGUUCCCGGGCACCAUUACUUGGAUUCAAGUAUUUGCAGCCUUCUUUCACAAUCCAUAAGGUUCCAUGUGAUGUAACACUUUGGGCUACAAUUGGAGGCCAGGACGUGGAUCGUCUUCCAUCUGCUUCCACAUGCUACAACACACUCAAGCUUCCAACAUACAAACGGUCAAGUACACUGAGGAGCAAACUGCUGUAUGCGAUUAGCUCAAAUACUGGGUUUGAACUGUCAUAGAGGUAAGAACAUUUUGCGGUCGUCAUGUUUUUCUGUGGAUAGAGUAACAGGAUUAGGUUUGGCACGCAAAUUGAGUGCCGUAGCCAAGACAAUGCGCUUGUAAUUGGUAUCUGCACUGCAAUAAAUUUAGCUGCCUAUUCCGAACAUCGUUUUUGGAGGUAGGACAUAGUUGAUAACCAGUGUAUUCGCAUUGAUUAUUUAUAUUAGAAAAAGUCCAUUUAUUCUUGGACUAUUUCACCAGAGCACUUAACCACCCAAACCAUUUUAUUUUGGCUCGUUUUACAACUAUUGAAAAAUGUU
This is a messenger RNA of Oryza brachyantha (malo sina), 3871 nucleotides long. RefSeq names its product E3 ubiquitin-protein ligase UPL7. Bases 95 to 3571 code for a protein of 1158 amino acids. Lineage: Eukaryota; Viridiplantae; Streptophyta; Magnoliopsida; Poales; Poaceae. Gene Ontology annotation, molecular function: ubiquitin protein ligase activity. The record is from RefSeq and is a predicted model, not a curated record. Gene Ontology annotation, biological process: protein polyubiquitination; ubiquitin-dependent protein catabolic process. The transcript has 14 exons.